ACAAACCCAAACGUCGUUGUAGAAGUUCUCAAUUUGAGUGUUUCUUUCCAUAAGUUCUGGUAGAAAAUUCGCUGUUAAUUUAUAAUAGUUACCUACAUGGUGUUUUCUUAGCAAUGACUGCAAAUGAAGUGAGUGUCUGUGUUAAAAAAGAAUCACUGGAGCACAUUAGUUGUCCCUUUCGAGUCUCUUCUGGUGCAGAUAUUAAUAAAAAUAAUUUGGAAGAUAAGACUGUAAAAUCUGAAGUAGAUUUUGAGGAUUGUCCUUUAAACAAGGAAAUUAUUGACGAUGUAAGCAAGCUAAUACAUAAUUUCACCUACAGAAGGGGACGGCGUAAAGACUCAAAAAAGGCUGAAAAACCAUUUGUCUGUAAAUUUUGCAAUGAGAGUUUUGGUUAUAAGAAUGUUUUGCGAAUCCAUAUUAUUGGCAUACACAUGGAAAAUAAGCCAUACAACUGCGAAAUAUGCGGCAAAGGUUUUCCACAACGGUCGUACUUAGUAAUACACAUGCGGUCACAUACUGGUGAAAAACCUUUUUCUUGUGAAUUGUGCGGUAAGAGCUUUAGUAUUCGCGGUAUACUCAAGUCCCACAUGCGAACUCAUAGUGACGAGAAACCGUUUCAAUGUACACAGUGUCCCAAAAACUAUCGACAUAAUUCGGACCUUCUGAAGCAUUAUCGCGUUCAUCUUGGAAUUAAGCCCUACUCUUGUUAUAAGUGCAAUUCUAAUUUUAAUCAUAUGUCACACCUCAACAGACAUUUACAAGCACAGUCCUGCGUUACACUUUACAAAUGUGAAAUUUGCGGUGAAAGGUUUAGGAGUGAGCAUCAAUUGGAGCAACAUAUAAGGUAUCACAAUGGUCAUCGUCCAUACAAGUGCACCUUCUGUAACAAAGAUUUCACUUCAAGUGCUCAUCUCACACGUCACUUGGGCUCACACACUAACGUGCGUCCGUUCACAUGUAACGUUUGCGGCAAAGGUUUCCGAGAAAAUCACAAUCUAAAGAGUCACGCGUUGAUCCACACCGACAGCAGACCGUAUGCGUGUGACGUGUGUCAAAAGACAUUCCGACAUAAACCCGAUCUUACGGUCCACGUGCGUACGCAUACGGGCGAGAAACCUUACAAGUGUCUGGCGUGCGAUAAGUCGUUCGCGAGUGGGAACAGCCUCAGGAGACACGUACGCACUCACACAGGCGAAAAACCAUAUGAAUGCGAGGUCUGUUCGAAAGCGUUUGUUGAUAAUGGACACAUGAAAAGACAUUUGUUGACCCAUUACAAUAAAAAACAUUAUGGUGUCAUUUCUUGUAGGUAUCACAAUGGUCAUCGUCCAUACAAGUGCACCUUCUGUAACAAAGAUUUCACUUCAAGUGCUCAUCUCACACGUCACUUGGGCUCACACACUAACGUGCGUCCGUUCACAUGUAACGUUUGCGGCAAAGGUUUCCGAGAAAAUCACAAUCUAAAGAGUCACGCGUUGAUCCACACCGACAGCAGACCGUAUGCGUGUGACGUGUGUCAAAAGACAUUCCGACAUAAACCCGAUCUUACGGUCCACGUGCGUACGCAUACGGGCGAGAAACCUUACAAGUGUCUGGCGUGCGAUAAGUCGUUCGCGAGUGGGAACAGCCUCAGGAGACACGUACGCACUCACACAGGCGAAAAACCAUAUGAAUGCGAGGUCUGUUCGAAAGCGUUUGUUGAUAAUGGACACAUGAAAAGACAUUUGUUGACCCAUUACAAUAAAAAACAGUGAAAAAUAUAGGUAUCUCGUGAAGUACAAAAUUGAGGUUAUGAUAUACCUUCAAUUUCAGGUAAUUGUCCAGAAUUCGCUCCAAAAAUUUUUUCAUCAAUUUCAGAUCACUCUACAUAAUAGAAUUAGAUAUCAGA
Agrilus planipennis (emerald ash borer) is the source of this 1885-nucleotide messenger RNA. RefSeq names its product gastrula zinc finger protein XlCGF57.1-like. Gene Ontology annotation, molecular function: RNA polymerase II cis-regulatory region sequence-specific DNA binding; DNA-binding transcription factor activity, RNA polymerase II-specific. Gene Ontology annotation, biological process: regulation of DNA-templated transcription. The coding region runs from base 114 to 1751 and encodes 545 amino acids. Lineage: Eukaryota; Metazoa; Arthropoda; Insecta; Coleoptera; Buprestidae. The record is from RefSeq and is a predicted model, not a curated record. The transcript is spliced from 3 exons.